ACUGACCCCUCCUCCCUUUCUUCCUCACCCUCUCCUCCCCUCCUCCCCCGCAGCUCCUGGUUAGUGAAUGAAUUAGGAGGCGGACAGUGCGGGGCACGAGGCGUUGGAGUACCCCUCCCCCCAACCUUCCACGCUCGCCCGGGGGUUGGCACCUGUCGGGGCACCGUGAUACUUGGCGCCCCCGUUCCUGCGGGUCAGCCGGGCCACGGCAGGCUGUUCUGCGGGCCUGGGCUCCCCUUCCCUUGCCGGCUCGGAGGGACCUGAGGGCUGCAGGGCGCCGGAGAAGGAGCCCCCGCCUCACGCACAAGUUUCCAUUCCGCCGCUUGUGGGCCCCGCAGCAGGGCGCACCUGUCAGCGAGACAGACGCUGCAGACCAGGCGGCCCCUCAAAGUUGGGUGUGUGUGGAUAGAGUGGCGUGCGUCCUUGGCGGGUUUUCUCCUUUCGUCGUCCGGGGGCCGGUCUUGAGGAGCGCCCCCAACCUCGUGCCCUUGAAUCGCGACUGCGCGUUAGGCUGCCUGGGCCGUGUUCCCCUCGGUGAGCAAAGCGUGUGGGGACGAAAGGCGGUCCACGUUUUAGGAUCAACCCCCCACCGCCGGCUUGGGGUGACACAGCCCCUGUCUGGGGAGGGGGACCCUCGGCCAGAGCCCAAACCAGCGCCUGACUGCACGUGGGGGGUAUCCUGCUGCGGGACUUUCUUGGGUCUUCUAGCGGGGAGGCUGGGGAACCGGGGUAGUGCCUCUAAUUCCUGCGGGGGAGGGGUCCCGCCCGGGGAAGGAGGGGACCGGCGACACCGGGGAUGCUGCCUUUGUCUGCAGGCACACUUUGCCAAGGUAGCUGGGCCCCCGGAAAGAUAAGCAAGGCCUGGUCCAACAGUGAUUUCUUGGGUUUUCCGUUCCUUCCCGGCUGGGUCGUGGGAAACCGGCACGUGGGUGUGGCCGGCGCCGCCUUUGCCAAAAGGUGAGGCUCAAGUGGGGGCGAGAAGCGUGGCGAGUGCCUUCCCAGCUGCUUUGACCUGGUGGGCACCGCCUCCGGCACUGCACCGAGGCGGGGCGCCAGCGCCCGGCAGGUUGCUGGGCUGGCCUCCGCACCCCCUGUCCCUUCCCCGAGCGCAGGCGGUCAGCGGCACGUAAGCUCAAGAGGGGGACAGGGCGCUCCAGGGCCGUGGACGCAGGCUUGGGGGCCCUGGGUUCGGGCGCAUGCAGCGGGGCGGGGCGGGGGGAGGAUCAGGGAGGGCUGGGAGUCCUGCAGAGGAAGCACGCGGCAGGCUCCCGGGGAUGGCGGGGCAGAGCGCCGGGAGGCCGUGCUUCCCGGAGAGGCGAGGCUGCCAACAGCUCUUUCCGGACCGAAGCUGCUGGAAGGCUGCUGGUGCCUGAGUCUCAGGCCGAUUUAGGCAGUGACUGCGUGUUCUUCACUCCUCCUAUGUGAGAGGUGUUCCCUGACAGGAAGGCGUGUUCAUGUUGGGGGUUCGAUUUCCAGAGACCUAGAGUUGGAGCAAGCUUUGGAAAUGCCGGUGCAGCUGACAACAGCCCUGCGUGUGGUGGGCACCAGCCUGUUUGCCCUGGCAGUGCUGGGUGGCAUCCUGGCAGCCUACGUGACAGGCUACCAGUUCAUCCACACAGAGAAGCACUACCUGUCCUUCGGCCUAUACGGGGCCAUCCUGGGCCUGCACCUGCUCAUCCAGAGCCUGUUUGCCUUCCUGGAGCACAGGCGCAUGCGGCGGGCCGGCCGGCCACUGAAGCUGCCCUCUCCACGGCGGGGCUCGGUGGCGCUCUGCAUUGCUGCGUACCAGGAGGACCCUGACUACUUGCGCAAGUGCCUGCGCUCCGCCCAGCGCAUCGCCUUCCCUGACCUCAAGGUGGUCAUGGUGGUGGAUGGCAAUCGCCAGGAGGACGCCUACAUGCUGGACAUCUUCCAUGAGGUGCUAGGUGGCACUGAUCAAGCUGGCUUCUUUGUGUGGCGCAGCAACUUCCACGAGGCUGGUGAGGGUGAGACGGAGGCCAGCCUGCAGGAGGGCAUGGACCGCGUGCGGGACGUGGUGCGGGCCAGCACCUUCUCGUGCAUCAUGCAGAAGUGGGGAGGCAAGCGCGAGGUCAUGUACACGGCCUUCAAGGCCCUUGGUGAUUCGGUGGACUACAUCCAGGUGUGUGACUCCGACACUGUGCUGGAUCCAGCCUGCACCAUCGAGAUGCUUCGAGUCCUGGAGGAGGAUCCCCAAGUUGGGGGAGUUGGCGGAGAUGUCCAAAUCCUCAACAAGUACGAUUCGUGGAUUUCCUUCCUGAGCAGCGUGCGGUACUGGAUGGCCUUCAACGUGGAGCGGGCCUGCCAAUCCUACUUUGGCUGUGUGCAGUGUAUUAGUGGGCCCUUGGGCAUGUACCGCAACAGUCUCCUCCAGCAAUUCCUGGAGGACUGGUACCAUCAGAAGUUCCUAGGCAGCAAGUGCAGCUUUGGGGAUGACCGGCACCUCACCAACCGAGUUCUGAGCCUUGGCUACCGAACUAAGUACACAGCACGCUCCAAGUGCCUCACAGAGACCCCUACUAAGUACCUCCGGUGGCUCAACCAGCAGACACGCUGGAGCAAGUCUUACUUCCGGGAGUGGCUCUACAACUCUCUCUGGUUCCAUAAGCAUCACCUCUGGAUGACCUACGAAUCAGUGGUCACAGGUUUCUUCCCCUUCUUCCUCAUUGCCACGGUCAUACAGCUCUUCUACCGUGGCCGCAUCUGGAACAUCCUCCUCUUCCUGCUGACGGUGCAGCUGGUGGGCAUUAUCAAGGCUACCUAUGCCUGCUUCCUACGAGGCAACGCAGAGAUGAUCUUCAUGUCCCUCUACUCCCUUCUCUACAUGUCCAGCCUCCUGCCAGCCAAGAUCUUUGCCAUUGCUACUAUCAACAAGUCUGGCUGGGGCACCUCUGGCCGAAAAACCAUUGUGGUGAACUUUAUUGGCCUCAUCCCUGUGUCCAUAUGGGUGGCAGUUCUUCUGGGGGGGCUGGCGUAUACAGCUUACUGCCAGGACCUGUUCAGCGAGACGGAGCUAGCCUUCCUUGUCUCCGGGGCUAUCCUGUAUGGCUGCUACUGGGUGGCCCUCCUCAUGUUGUAUCUGGCCAUCAUUGCCCGGAGAUGUGGGAAGAAGCCAGAGCAGUAUAGCUUGGCUUUUGCUGAGGUGUGACAUAGCCCCCAAUCAGAGCGGGAAAAGUGCAAUGGGUAAGGGAGGGAAGGGGAAAGAAAGUGAAAAGAUGGGGUGGGGGAGGGAGGAGGGAGUGUUGUGUUUUAAUUUCUUAAUGGUCCAAAGGACAAACCUAAAAUGCAAAGAAUGGUGACUGUAGUAUGGCCUGGGCAGCUCUACUUAGAGGAAGCAACACUGAAUUCUCAGGCUCAGGGCAGAGGGGGCUUAUAUGUUUUCAGGCUGCCUGUCUGCUUGCAUCUGCACAUAAGCAGUGGCCUCUGGGAAAGGUUCUACUUCUACUGGGAUCCAGAGGAAACUCAGAAGUGUGCUAAACCAAACAAGUUUGAUUCAGUGUCAAUUUCUGAUAGGUAUGUGAGCAGUGGCAGCCUGUGGGAAGAGGUUCUCCUAGCCAAUCUGAAUGCAACCAGAGGUGGUGAGAGAAUUUCUACUGAGAGGUCUGGGUCAGCUAGUGUCCCCUCUCCCCCCAGUCAUCAAUGCAAUAAGAUUGCGCCUGAGAUACAAGGCUCCAGAGCCUGAUCUUUGGGCAUCAGAAAACAGGGUCCAGGAAUGGUGCUUUAUGUGAUGUACCCCACUCCACAUCUCAACAUCCCAGGGAUGAACCAAACCAGCAGACAGUUAGCAGGGAACUGCUUUUAAAAGUACGUAUUAAAAAGGAAAGUUUGCCAGGAAGAACAAAGAGGUGGUGCUAAAGGCCAUGGGCAUUAUGGAGGCCUUGGGUAUUCCACCUGGAAAUUGCUCAGACUUCUAGAUGGAUUCUUAGCUUGUCUGUGAUCUCUGCUGGAGAGAUAAACUGUUUUAGCCAUCCAUCAGGAAGAUUAAACCCCAACAUGUUUAAAAAGGAAGUGAGGUCUUAAGUAUUUUGACCUGUAUACUCCUGAAUUCCCCUCAAAUUCAGCUCUGAUUUGAGGCAAAGAGAUCCUCCUCACUUCACUUUCUUCAAAGGCACAUUUUUUUUUUUUUUUGGUUUAACUGCAGUCACCUCUUCCACCCUUGUCAUCAUGGGUAAGUUUUUCAAGGUGGCAACUGGAGCAGAGCCUGGGCUCUUACAAGACCCUCUGCUCUCAGCGCAUACGGGAACUGCUAAGAGCUUCUGAUCAAAUUGGCUACAGUCUUGGAGCUGUUUGGACAGAUUCCUUGGCAGCCGAGUUAGCAUCAUGACUUUCAGGAUACUGUUCUUGACAAUCAUCUCCAAUGGAAAGCUUUUCAGUGCUUCCAGACUGAACCCUCAAAUUCAAGCUAGUUAUCUUUGAGGCUGUCCAUUCUCCUCGGUGGCUACUGCAGGGAAUUCUACAGCCAGGUUGCAGAUAGUCACUCCGUUUGCAAGCUUCUUUCUAGAAACCAAACUAGGAGAUGGAAUUGGUUCAUACAACCUAAGGUUCUUGCUUUUUCAUGUCUAUUGAAGCUGUUUGAUUUCCCCCUGCUACUUUUGGAGAGUGAGGGGAAAAGCCAUUUUCCAGUGACUUGCAACCCACAGACUUCUCAGCAUUCAAGUUUAAAACCUGGGAUCUUGACUAAGCCUCUGACUUAAGGAUUGCUUGCUCACUCUCUCGAAACGUCCACUUUCAGAGGGGCCAGCUAAGCCCUCAGAACCAGCACCAAGGUGGAGAGCAGUUGAGGGGGCAAGCCUCCAGCGUACCCAGGUGCUUCCAACAAAGAAACAAAGUGUGCUCUGAGCCACAGAUGGGCAAACCCUGGUGCCUUCCUUCAUCUCCCCUGAACUCAAGGGUUUUCCAGGUGUAGCCAGCAGUUGCUUUUAAGACUGAUGGUUGAUGUCAGACCCAACCCAUGAAGGCUGGGCGACAACAGGCAUUUGCUAAGGGCAGUUCUGCUGGCCAAGAAGCAAACUAUUUUGAGCACUAUAAUGGAGGAAAUCCUGUCAGCCAACUGCAGAGCUCAGACUUCACUAAGGGCUUGUUUUUCUUCAGCUUUUACUUGAAAGUUAAUGUAGGAUGAUGGACUCUGGAUGGAGAACUCCUGGCUGUCCUACCAUCAGCUCUGCCUUGCACUGUGGUCAUCAACUUUCCUCUCAGAUCAAAAGUAGGCAGGUACAGGUAGUGGGCUCACAACGUUUGACCUCGACUGGUUUUUCUAAGUUAUUUUGUACGUUUUUCAGCAGCAAAACCAAACUGGGUCUUCAGCUUUAUCCCCGUUUCUUGCAAGGGAAGAGCCUUUAUACAACUGGACGCAUUUUGGUUUUUCCUCAUUGAGAAUUUUAAUCCUCUUUUGUAUUGUUUCUACAAUUUGUAAACAUAUUUAUUUUUACUUUUUUUUUUUUUUUUUUACUUUUCAGGUCAAAUUUUUUAUACUGCACUUAUUUGUCAAAAUAAAGAUUCUCACAUAACGCUGGUAUCU
This is a messenger RNA of Propithecus coquereli (Coquerel's sifaka), 5536 nucleotides long. It is a transcript of the gene HAS3, whose product is annotated as hyaluronan synthase 3. NCBI's taxonomy places the organism in Eukaryota, Metazoa, Chordata, Mammalia, Primates, Indriidae. The coding region runs from base 1505 to 3166 and encodes 553 amino acids. The record is from RefSeq and is a predicted model, not a curated record. Gene Ontology annotation, molecular function: hyaluronan synthase activity. The transcript has 4 exons. Gene Ontology annotation, biological process: hyaluronan biosynthetic process; extracellular matrix assembly.